AUGAGCGAAGAAGCCAUGAAGGUGGACCAACCCCAGCCACCGAGGACCGAAGCCCUCCAAACCCUAACCAAAGGUCCUCUCUCCUCGUCGAUAUCCAAGCUCUCAGGCUCAUCGCGUGGCAUACCUUCCAACCAAGACUUCUAUUUCUACCGCAACUUCGAAGAAUUCAAGGCCCCGAUCGAACAAAUCACAGAACAGUCGCAGUCAAUGCUCGGCUCCGUUGGCUCUUCGGCGCCUAUUUGGGGCAAAAAGAUGGUUUUCCCCCAAGACUUGGACGACGCAUACGAUUGGCUGGUUAACGUCAACGACGAGGUGCUCGAAAGGUUUGACUCGUCGGUGGACGAGUUCAAGAGGAUCAGGAAAGAGGCAGAGGAGCCCAAGCGGCCGAUGAGUGCGGAUUUUGACUCGGAAAAUGGGUUUCAAUUGGUCUGUGGGAAGAAGAAGAAGGGGCCCAGUGGCUCGGCGAGUGCUAAUGGUGAUUCGACUCAGGUCUCGAGCGUGAAGGUGGCUACCAAGGACAAGAAGACUGUGGGGACGAAGCCCAAGGUACCGUUUCAUAUACCGACAAUUCGGAGGCCUCAGGAGGAGUUCAACAUUUUGGUUAAUAAUUCAAACCAGCCGUUUGAGCAUGUUUGGUUGCAGAGAAGUGAGGACGACCAGCGUUUUCUUCAUCCCCUUGAGAAGCUUUCUGUUCUGGAUUUUGUUGACACUGAUGUUGGGGAUGUUGAGCCUGUAAAACCACCCUCAUUGGAGUCUACACCAUUCAAGCUUGUGGAGGAGGUCAAAGAUCUGAAAGAGCUGGCAGCUAAGCUGCGUGGUGUUAAUGAAUUUGCGGUUGAUUUGGAACACAAUCAAUAUCGAUCCUUUCAAGGAUUGACUUGCUUGAUGCAAAUUUCUACUAGAACUGAAGAUUUUAUAGUAGAUACUUUGAAGCUUAGAAUUCAUGUUGGUCCAUAUCUCAGGGAAGUUUUCAAGGACCCUGCCAAGAGAAAGGUGAUGCAUGGAGCAGAUCGAGAUAUCAUGUGGCUCCAACGUGAUUUUGGCAUUUAUAUCUGCAAUUUGUUUGAUACUGGCCAGGCCUCAAGGGUAUUGAAAAUGGAGAGAAAUAGUUUGGAAUAUCUUCUACAUCAGUUAUGUGGUGUUACUGCUAACAAAGAAUACCAGAAUGCAGAUUGGAGAUUACGCCCACUUCCUGAGGAGAUGGUCAGAUAUGCCAGAGAAGAUACACACUAUCUGUUGCACAUGUAUGAUUUAAUGAGAACAAUGUUAUGUUUGAUGCCAAAGGAAUCAGAAAACUUGGACACUCCUUUAGUAGAGGUUUACAAGCGGAGUUAUGAUAUAUGCAUGCAUCUGUAUGAGAAAGAGCUUUUGACAGAAAAUUCCUAUCUCCAUAUAUAUGGGUUGCAAGGUGCUGGUUUCAAUGCUCAGCAGCUUGCAAUUGUUUCCGGUCUUUGUGAGUGGCGGGAUGUUGUUGCUCGUGCAGAGGAUGAAAGUACUGGCUAUAUAUUACCAAACAAAACUGUUCUUGAAAUUGCUAAACAGAUGCCUGUCACUACUAGCAAGUUAAAGCGAUUGGUGAAAUCAAAGCACCCGUACAUUGAGCGCAAUCUUGCUUCUGUGGUUAGCAUCAUUGGGCAUUCUAUGCAAAAUGCUGCUUUUUUUGAGCCUGCGGUCGAACAUCUGAAAUUGGGACGUGCGGGUAUGGCAACUGAAGAGAAUAUAUUGGCGAAUGAAGGAUCUGAAGCCGUCUUACCUGAUGAGUCCUGCAGCAAUUCAAUUAAUGGUGAUAUAUCUGCAGCUUCACCUGCUUCUCCGCCACAUAAAAUGGAGGAUACUGAACUUGGAUGUGGUGCCUCGGAACUUGUAAGAGGUGGACAAGAAAGCUCUCUUGAGCAUCCUGGUGAAAAUGGGAAAGGAAAGAUUGAAUGCAGUAGCAACACUUCUGUGCUUCCUAGACAGAAUAUUGUUCCGUGGCAAAGCAGAGAAGCAAGCAGCAAUGCCUGUUUAUUAGAUUCAACAAAGGUUACCGGAGUAAGUGUUCAGGUGCAAAAGAAGCCUAGCUGUGCCUUUAGUUCCCUGUUGGGGAGUGGAGUUUCAAAAAGAAAGUUUGAUGCUGAUAGAAAGAACAAGGAAGACAAGUUGGAGCAAAUUAGGUCAUCAAUGAACUUUCCUUUCCACUCAUUUACGGGAAGCAGUGAGCAAUCAAAGCCAAUCAUCAAAGCACCAGCUACAAGUUCCGAAAUUCCCCAUUCUGAAGGGCCUCUCACUGUAUCACCUGACAGGUCUAAUUUAGAUGAUAUCAUAACACUGGAAAAUGAUUCAGAUGUGGGUGAACCAAUAAAUGGUUGCUCAGAAACGAGAAAUGAGAAUGAUUCAGUGGCAUCUGCUUUGGGGAGGGAUGGAGAAGAUGAACCUAUGUCUCUCUCUGAUUUGUCCUCAAGCUUCCAAAAAUGUUUUCAGUCAUGUAAGCAAAACAGGAAACCCAGAGAAGUGGAGAAAUCCCAAGAAUCCGGUGGUUUGCAGGUGAAGCCUUUUGACUAUGAAGCAGCAAAGAGAGGGGUCAUUUUUGGAGCUAAGCCGGUUAAAGAUGCCAGAGCUGGGGAAGGUGUAAGGAGCCUGAAUUUAGGAGGGAAGAAAAAAUCUUUAGGCGGUAUAGUCUCAAAUGAUGAUGGGUCAAAAGAACUAGCACAAGGUAGACGACGACAAGCUUUUCCAGCAAGUGGAAAUAGAAGUGCAACGUUUCGUUAAGUUUCAGGCAUAGAUUUGUUCUGUAUUACACAAGUGACAGAAUGUUUUAAGUUGUCAAAAGAAAUGGAAUGAAAUUGAAAGAAGAAAAAGAAAAUUAUAAGUGUUUU
Molecule: messenger RNA, 2855 nt
Organism: Prunus avium (sweet cherry)
Lineage: Eukaryota; Viridiplantae; Streptophyta; Magnoliopsida; Rosales; Rosaceae
Product: Polynucleotidyl transferase, ribonuclease H fold protein with HRDC domain-containing protein
Biological process (GO): nuclear polyadenylation-dependent rRNA catabolic process; histone mRNA catabolic process; nuclear polyadenylation-dependent snoRNA catabolic process
Cellular component (GO): nuclear exosome (RNase complex); nucleolus
Molecular function (GO): nucleotide binding; single-stranded RNA binding; 3'-5'-RNA exonuclease activity
Source: RefSeq, a predicted model, not a curated record